AGCUUGCCCGACCCGCAAACUACUCGCACGGCUCGCUCGACGUUCACGAAUAUCGACAAGUGUGACAGUGACUCGAACAUGCAAGUGAUAGCUACACUACUCUUUGCGAGCGUUUUGGCCGGCGUCCGAGCCGUCAUCCGGACGCCUCUUGAGGCGUUUAGGCCUUCCGGAGAGAUCCACAUCCGAAGGCCGGACAAACUACCACUUCUCCCGCACAGACGGACCCUUUUACAGCCGAAAAGUGGACUCAAGAUUCUGUAUCAAACCGGAAUAUCCGAAGAGGAUCUACCCGACUGCAGAGCGAGGCAGGUGUGCAGUAAAGUAGAUUUAUACGAUUCAGCACAGCCGUGGAUUGAGAGGAAGUGUCGUUGCCUGGGACACAGGCCUUGUUCUAGUGAUCUAUCCGAUGACGACAAUCACACGUUAGCCGAUAAAACAACGCUUUAUAAAACGUGUGAACCAGUGAAGCGUUUGCCUAAAUGUCGUUACUUUAAAGACGCGGCUUGGAUCAUAUACUCCUUCCCCGACAGUAACGCCACUCAGCAAAUUGUUAAUUGUCACUGUCCGAAGAACUCCGUUACGUAUCUUUUGAAGAAAUUGCCAUACACGACACCUAGCGGAGAGCAAGGGAACCAGUACCAGUUUGCGUGUUCGCCACAAAGUAGGUUAAGGUGUUCAAGGAAAGAGCCAUGCAAGUUAUUCAGCGCGAGGCGCCGACACGAGCAGAUAGACGAGGUUAACGCAAACACGAUCUGCCAGUGCCCAAGGGAUCACACUUGUCCGAAGCACCACACGGAACCGGGAGUACUACCAGGCGUAACGUACGUAGCCGAGGACAUCCGCACGUACCACGGCUACUGCAUGCCCGAGCCACCGCCCGACACGUAUAGAUUCGUCGGCGACAAAGACUGAAAACGAAUAUAGAAACCCUUGAUAGCAAUUGUGAUCGCUUGCUGUGCAUUCCAAACGUACACUGGCUUUCGAAUAUUAGGCAGCUUCUAUGAUUUGCUCAUUACCUGUUUAGUACAAAAAAGUAAUAAUUAUAUUAGGACAUCAAAAAUAACUCAUCUAUAAUAGUUCAAAGAUAUCUCGCGAACGAUGAUAGUAUUCGAUAUAUCUAAGUGAUACUGAUUUAAUGUCAAAACUCUUUAUUCGUUGAAAUAUUUAAAUAAUUAUUUAAGAUAUUUAAUCGCGAGGUUUUUUUUUUCAUCGCUUCGAAAUCAUGUUUGUAGUAAAUAGUGCGAAUAAAGAGAGUUGGCGGUAAAUACUUGUAUAUAAUUCGCGUAACUGUAGUGCUUGAUAUUACUUAUUGUUUCUGUUAUAUUUGUAAAUAUAAAUAGUAGUUAAUUAAGUAUCAUUCCAAACGUUUAGUUUAAAUUAUUUUUUCAUAUAUUAAUUAUUUACUUGCCAUACUUACUUAGUUGUUGCGUUUUUAUUUUGUGAGUCUUUUUUGACUUACGAUUUGUUCCGAGUCUUCCAUUCCAGUCAUGAAGACAUUUUAUGUUCAUUGUUUUGUUUGUUUAUUGUAUAAUAGUUUUUAUACGAUAAUGUUCGUUCGAGAGCCAUAUUUUAAGUAUACAUUAAGUAAUUUGCAAAACAUGUGAUUUUAAAGAUACUUUUAUUAUUUUUAAAAGAUGGACCGGCGAAUCUUUUUUUUUAAAAAUUGUUGAACGUAAAUGGAUUGACAAUAUGAACGAUGUGAACUUUAGAUAUUUGGCUUCCAUACGUUUAUAUCGCGUUGAGAUGAGAUCACAAACAGAAGUCAUAUUAUGUGUAUGUAUGUAAAUAUGAAAAUGUUGUUGUUUGUAAAAUCAUACCGAUUUGACGGUAGGUCUUCCUUAUUUGUUUCAUGUAUAGGUUUAAAAUAAGUUAAAUUAUUGACAGAAAAUGA
This is a messenger RNA of Vanessa atalanta (red admiral), 1891 nucleotides long. RefSeq names its product protein giant-lens (gene aos). The transcript is spliced from 4 exons. Bases 79 to 912 code for a protein of 277 amino acids. Lineage: Eukaryota; Metazoa; Arthropoda; Insecta; Lepidoptera; Nymphalidae. The record is from RefSeq and is a predicted model, not a curated record.